This is a messenger RNA of Xyrichtys novacula (pearly razorfish), 2935 nucleotides long. The record is from the annotation of a GenBank genome assembly. Lineage: Eukaryota; Metazoa; Chordata; Actinopteri; Labriformes; Labridae.
GAGGGUCACGUGCGUAUAGCCAAUCGGAUAGCGGCUUACACGGAGGUUCCUGUCAGCGUAUGGAAGCAGCUAAGCUAGUCAUGAGCUAAAAGUCCGGUUAAGGAGGUCUUUUAAAUUUGAAAACUCCAGUCUGGUUUUGGCUGCUGAGAGGCAAACCAUUCAAAAGUACGUUAAGUAUAUUUUCUUUAAUUGCUUUAAGAGGUUUUAACUUGUGAUUAGUUCGCGGACAUAAGCAGAAAUACUGCUAGCACAGAGCUAGCCACCUAGCUAAGUGAGCUAACAACGUAUCUUUGAUCAAGUGGAUUUGAAAAGCUCUUAACGUUAAAAUGUGAAAAGAGGCUUUGGGUGGUUAAUGAAUGUAUUUGAAGUCCUUUUAGUGGUCAGAAAAAACUUGAAUGACCUGUGCCUUGCGGAUUACAUUCGACCCGAUCUUCCACAAUGAUGGUCGGGCUUACUAUUAUUAAAAUACGAUGAUUAUCUUGUUCUAUAUAUAGCUUUUGCUAACAUGUGAAAGUGAAGAAAAAUUGCUUUUGAUAGUGAGAAACAGAGCAACCAAAUUCAUCCUCGACUUUGGGCUAAAUUAAACUAUAUAGACUUUGCAGAAGAGGAAAUGAAAGUAAAGUUUAGCUCCAUAAUUUUCUGAUAACCUGCUAAUGACCGUAGGUUAAUGAUUUUACCUCAUUACAUCCAAACAACUGAAAGACAGACUCUCACAGCCGGACAGACAGCUGUAGGUCAGUUUGUAGCUCCAAAUUAUAAACCAGAUUUUAAAGAAGCCUUAUCGUCACAUCCCUUUAAUCUCAACAUUGUUGUCACACAUUUUCAGUAGCUUUAGGUAGCUCUUGUAUGCACUCUUAAACGUGUUAUCCUUUUCUUCCUCAACAUAAAUCUUUAAGUUUAUUAAGUGGUUCGUAUGCCACGUUUGUUCAUUUUUAGACCUCUGAUUUUAAGUUGUCAAGAUGCCUGACAAAGAUUUGAGACUAUUAAAAAUCAACUGUAUCAGUACCACCACCAGCUGAGAUGUGGACGUGUUUAUAAGAGUGCAACAACUAUGAAACAAUGAGAAAAUAGCUUAUCUUUUUAGAGUUGUUCUCGCUCAAUUUUGCCUCCAUGUUGAUUAACCAUUCUCACCCACCUUUCUUAAAUUUCCUCCAGGGAUAAAUAAAGUACUCUUAUUCUGAUUUGCAUCAGCCUCUGGAUAAAAAUGUGUGUGUUGAUCCUUUUGCUUUGCAUGGUGCUUAUAAAACAUGUAACCUACAAACACCAGGUAUUGCAUUGUUUUAAAGCACAUGGUCUUAAGAGGUACUAACAAUACCCCCAUGUUCAGAUUAGCUCACUCCAUAUAAUCUGCUUUACCAUGUUUUUGUGUGUUUUAUUUAGAUCAGUGGUUCUCAAGUCCAGUCCUCGAGGCCCACUGUCCUGCAUGUUUUGUAUGUUUCCCUGCUCCAACACACCUGAUUCAAAUGAUCAGCUUGUUAGUAAGCCAUUACAGAGCUUGAUAACGAGCUGAUCAUUUGAAUCAGGUGUGUUGGAGCGGGGAAACAUCCAAAACAUGCAGGACAGUGGGGGCUCGAGGACUGGACUUGAGAACCACUUCUUUAGAUAUACAUAUACUUUUAUAAAAAACUUUUUUCCCUAUUUUAGUAUGCUUUCUCUAUUGCUUUUUUCCUGCUGUUUUUACUCUGUAAAGUGUCCUUGAGUGUCCAGAAAGGCGCUUUCAAAUAAAAUGUAUUAUUAUUAUUAUUGUUGUUAAUGUAUUAAAAACUGAUAAGCUGACUGUAAUAUAUUCAAUACCAGUGGGUCAGUAUAUUUAACUGUCAGAGCUUGUUUUGCUACCUUUAAGUUGUGGCGUCAAUCACCUAUGUUACUGCUAUUGUUUACAAAAGCAGGUUGAUAAACAGAUUGUGUCUGUUACAGGUCAGCAUCAUGGGUGAACCACAGCAGGUUAGUGCCCUGCCUCCCCCGCCGAUGCAGUACAUCAAAGAAUACACAGAUGAAAACAUCCGCAAGGGCUUGGCACCAAAGCCACCUCCACCCAUCAGAGAUAGUUACAUGAUGUUUGGCAACCAAUUCCAGUGUGAUGAUCUUAUUAUCCGGCCUCUGGAAAGCCAAGGUAUUGAGAGGCUCCAUCCUAUGCAGUUUGACCACAAACGGGAGCUUAAGAAGCUCAACAUGUCCAUACUCGUGAACUUCCUGGAUCUGCUGGACAUCCUUAUUAAGAGCCCAGGCAGUAUAAAGCGUGAAGAGAAGCUGGAGGACUUAAAGCUUCUGUUUGUUCAUAUGCACCACUUGAUAAAUGAAUACCGGCCUCAUCAGGCCAGGGAGACACUGAGAGUGAUGAUGGAGGUGCAGAAGAGACAGAGGUUAGAGACGGCAGAGAGGUUCCAGAAACAUCUUGAGAGGGUUGUGGAGAUGAUCCAGAGUUGCCUUGCUUCCUUGCCUGAUGACUUACCUCAGAUGGAGGGUUCAGAUGGUGCAGGUGAAGGGACAAGAACUGUGUCUGCAGCUGCCGGUGUUGGCAGUUCCUCUGGGCAAGCCCCGCGACUGAAAACUGAACCAAUGGAUGUAGAGGAAGCAGGUGGCAGCUGUAUGGCAGCAGGUCAGCAGGACAAGAGUGCUCCUAUUUCAAAGAAGGACAAAAUGUGGGACAAGGAUGCAUCUAUGUGUGGCAUUAUAGAUGAAAUAGCUUAAAUGUUGUUGUGUCUUUUUUGUACACCUUUAUGAGUUUGUCUUUACUUAGAUGUUGAAAAAAUGUACUUUGUUUUCAUUGAGCCUCAUACCUGUACAGCCGUGGAUUGCUUCACAGCUACUUUGUCUAUAUUAUAAAGAGUUCUUGUGAAGACAUUAGAGGGGUUUAAUUUACACAUAAAGAAACUGGGGUUACAAUUUUAAGUUUCUGUAAUAAACCAAUAAAGGCAUUUGCAGUUGCUGUCAC